AUGAAGCGGGUCCGCACGGAGCAAAUCCAGUAUGCUGUGGCUCAGUACCUCAAGCGCAGACAGUAUGUGGAUUCCACUGACGGCUCACUGAAAGGCGCCAAACUCUUUCAGACAGCGGAGGAGAUGGCUGCUAACCUCACUGUCCAGAGUGAGUCGGGGUGCGCCAACGUGGUGUCAGCGGCACCGUGCCAGUCGGACCCUCAGCAAUAUGAGUCGCAGUACGCAAGGCUGCGCUGUUUCUUGUCAGAAGUAGACAUCUCAUGGGCGAAAGAAGUGAGCGUGAUCCUCUACCCGCUCUUCGUCUACCUCCAUCUGGACAUGGUGCGAUGCGGCCUAAAGUCGGCGGUGGACGGCUUCUACGCACGAUUCCAUGCCGCCUUCUUGCAGGAUGGCGAACAGCGCGCGACUGUGGAGCAGCUGCGCCAUGUGCUCAGCGCUCAGGACGUGGCGGCAAGCCCGCGGCUCACCGCCUUCCUACAGCACAAAUACGUGGUGCGUCUAACCGAGGGCGCCCACGGCUAUCUGCUACGUUACCUUCAAAGCGAUGACAACGCUACCAUCUGCAGGGUACUCGUUGCACACUUGCAGCUAGAGGUAAGCGCCUCUAGGCGAACUGACUACCAACUUUACGGGACGGCAGGCGGAUCCACCCCAUCCACCGGUGCCCUUAACUCCACCUGGGUGGGAGCUGAUGUCUGCGAGGGCAGCGAAACUGCCGCUUCGGACGCAGAUCCAGCUAGCGCCCCGCAGAGCGAGGCGGCCCUGGAGGCGUUGCGCGACUGUAUCAAGAAAGUUCGCGAGGGGCCGCCGUCCCUCACCACCGUGUGCUUCUACGCCUUCCAGCACACAGAGCAGCUGCUCAACACGGCGGAGGUGUCGCCCGACAGCCGCCUGCUAGCCGCCGGAUUCGACAACUCUGCCGUUAAGUUGUGGAGCCUCCACGCACGUAAACUCAAGGCCAAGCCACACGUGACUGAUGUGUCGCAAGUGCGCUUGGCUUGCGACGUCUUGGAGGAGCAAAUGGACGAGGAGGAGGCGUCGGGCAGCGAGAUAAAGAUGCUACGCGGACACAGCGGCCCCGUAUUCCGGACCGCCUUCCUGACGGAUAGCUCCGGCCUGCUCUCAUGCUCGGAGGACACAAGCAUACGCUACUGGGACUUGGGCAGUUUUACAAACACGGCUCUCUACCAAGGCCACGCCUACCCGGUUUGGGACGUGGACGUCAGUCCGUGUAGCCUGUACUUCGCUAGCGGCUCCCACGACCGAACCGCCCGCCUCUGGACCUUCUCGCGCACAUACCCGUUGCGCCUCUACGCCGGGCACCUUGCGGAUGUGGACUGCGUCAAGUUCCACCCCAACUCCAACUACCUGGCCACAGGCUCUAGCGACAAGACAGUGCGGCUGUGGAGCACGCAACAGGGAGCGUCGGUGCGCCUCUUCACCGGCCACCGGGGACCCGUCCUAGCGUUGGCCUUCUCACCCAAUGGCAAGUACUUAGCGUCGGGCGGCGAGGACCAGCGUGUUAAACUGUGGGACCUGGCCUCAGGGACACUCUUCAAGGACCUACGGGGCCACACGGACAGCGUCACCGGCCUGUCCUUUAGCCCGGACAGCAGCCUAGUGGCGUCCUCGUCCACCGACAACUCUGUACGGGUGUGGGACGUUCGAAACUCCCACGGUGCCACGCCGCCUGACGGCUCGUCUGCCGAGCUGGUGGGCUCGUACACGGGAAACACUAGCAACGUUCUCAACGUGCAAUUCAUGGCAUGUAAUCUGCUGCUGGUGACGGGCACCGCGCAGGAUAAAACGGAAGCAUAG
Nerophis lumbriciformis (worm pipefish) is the source of this 1818-nucleotide messenger RNA. Lineage: Eukaryota; Metazoa; Chordata; Actinopteri; Syngnathiformes; Syngnathidae. The record is from RefSeq and is a predicted model, not a curated record.